Molecule: messenger RNA, 1523 nt
Organism: Nelumbo nucifera (sacred lotus)
Lineage: Eukaryota; Viridiplantae; Streptophyta; Magnoliopsida; Proteales; Nelumbonaceae
Product: cathepsin B-like protease 3
Biological process (GO): regulation of catalytic activity; proteolysis
Molecular function (GO): cysteine-type endopeptidase activity
Source: RefSeq, a predicted model, not a curated record
UCCAAAAAUAUAAAAAAAAUUAAAAAUCUAUAGCCAAUUCUCAUCCCACGACUCCCACGUUAUAUUGCUUAGCCUGCGGUCCACCGAGUACCAAUUACCUUUCGUACACGACCUUGCAGAUUGAUCGUUCGGCGAAACCCUCCUGGUCCUGGUCACGAAUCCGAAUUAGGAAAAAAUGGAGAUAAUUCGGGUAUAUGUGGCAACGCUGCUUCUCCUAUUGGGGAUCAUCUCCGCUUUACAGGUGGUUGCGGUGAAACCAAUUCUUCCAAUAAAGCCUAGAACUGAGAUUCUUCAGGAAGAAAUCGUUUGGCACAUAAAUGCAAACCCUAAGGCCAGAUGGGAAGCUGCCAUGAAUCCUCGCUUCACCAAUUACACUAUUGCGCAAUUCAAGCACCUCCUUGGAGUGAAACCAGCACCUCAAAAUGAUUUGGAGGGCAUUCCUGUUAUAACUCAUCCUAAAUCUUUGAAUUUGCCAAAGCAAUUUGAUGCAAGAAUGGCUUGGCCUCAAUGUAGCACCAUUGGGAAAAUACUUGAUCAGGGGCAUUGUGGUUCUUGUUGGGCUUUUGGUGCAGUGGAAUCCCUAUCUGAUCGAUUCUGCAUCCAUUUUGGCAUGAACAUUUCGCUUUCUGUUAAUGAUCUCUUGGCAUGCUGUGGCUUUAUGUGUGGAGAUGGGUGUGAUGGGGGAUAUCCUAUCUCUGCAUGGCGAUACUUUGUUCAUGAUGGUGUUGUUACUGAAGAGUGUGACCCUUAUUUUGAUGAAAUCGGCUGUUCUCAUCCUGGUUGUGAACCUGCAUAUCCUACCCCAAAGUGUGAGAGGAAGUGCAAGGAUGCGAACCAGGUUUGGCAAGAGUCAAAGCACUUCAGUGUCGGCGCAUACAGAAUCAGUUCUGAUCCUUACAGCAUAAUGGCAGAAGUCUAUAAAAAUGGUCCUGUUGAGGUCUCCUUCACUGUCUAUGAGGAUUUUGCUCAUUAUAAAUCAGGAGUUUACAAGCAUAUUACAGGUGAUGUCAUGGGAGGGCAUGCUGUGAAGCUAAUUGGGUGGGGAACCACGGACGAUGGAGAGGAUUAUUGGCUUCUUGCAAACCAGUGGAACAGAAGUUGGGGUGAUGACGGUUACUUCAUGAUCAGGAGAGGAACAAAUGAAUGCGGGAUCGAGGAGGAUGUGGUUGCUGGUUUGCCUUCAUCAAAGAACCUAAUCAGAAAACAAAUCGGUGUUGAUGCCAGUCUACAUGUCUCAUUUUGACUGUAAAUCAUUCUAUUCACUAUCAUGGUGUGAAACUUGAAAUAGUAAAUAUUAGCAAUUUAGCAUGUGUAUUAGCUAUGCAUGGAAAUAACUUGCAUGGCUGUAUUUGUACUAAUAGGAUUCUUAGAGCUUUUUAAAUAGUAAAUAUUAGCAUCUGUAUUGUCUAUGCACGAAAAGAACUUGCAUGGCUGUAUUUGUACUAAUAAUAGGGUUUAUACUAGCUUGUAGCAUAUAAUGUUUGUUAAAGAAACUUGGAUUUUUCCAGGAAUCUCAUCUCUUC